Messenger RNA from Amblyraja radiata (thorny skate), 3782 nucleotides. RefSeq names its product signal transducer and activator of transcription 4 (gene stat4). The record is from RefSeq and is a predicted model, not a curated record. The coding region runs from base 189 to 2432 and encodes 747 amino acids. Gene Ontology annotation, biological process: signal transduction; regulation of DNA-templated transcription. The transcript is spliced from 24 exons. Gene Ontology annotation, molecular function: DNA binding; DNA-binding transcription factor activity. NCBI's taxonomy places the organism in Eukaryota, Metazoa, Chordata, Chondrichthyes, Rajiformes, Rajidae.
CUUCGCAAGCUGAGCAAAAACGGGAAACACGUAGUCUGUUCCACUCCACAGAUGCACAACAGCCAGUCCCCUGGCUGAUGCAUGUACGCGUACUGACUGCCCCCAUUGCAACAAACACACACGGUGCGACUCAUUGAAAAGAAAUUGGAAGGUGUUGAUCAGUUUUGCUUUACAAACUUUUCGACAGAAUGUCCCAAUGGCAUCAACUCCAUCAAUUGGACACACAACUCCUGGAAAAAGUGGACCAGUUGUACGAUGAUACCUUUCCCAUGGAGGUCCGUCAAUUCCUAGCUGUUUGGCUGGAAAACCAGGAUUGGGAUCUUGCUUCGAAUAAUGAUUCACUGGCCACCCUUCUCUUCCAUAAUUUAUUAAAACAAAUAGAUGAUCAGUACAGCCGUUUCUUCCUGGAGAAGAACUUCCUACUUCAGCACAAUCUGAAAAGAAUUAAACAAAAUCUUCAGGUCCAAUAUCUUGGAAAUCCUUUGCAUAUGGCUUCAGUUAUAGCAAAUUGCCUGAGGGAAGAGAGGAGGAUUCUCACAGCAGUCACCACACCUGAGCAGGAGCAUGAGGAAAAAUUGUUGCAGAGCUCAAUGAUUUCUGAAAGACAACGAAGUUUGGAACACCGAAUGUCUACCAUAAAGACCAACACACAGUUUGUGGAACAAGAUGUGAAGUACCUUGAGGAUCUCCAAGAUGAGUUUGACUUCAGAUAUAAGACACUACAGACACAAGAACAAAGUGAUAGGAACAGUGUUCAUAUGAAGGAAGAGGUUUUCCGGUUGCAAGGCAUGCUGAAUCAGCUGGAUCAUAAACGAAAGGAGGUUCUCCAAAAAAUCACUGAGUUGUUAAACCAAAUGGAUUUUCUAAUGAACAGACAACUGUUUGAAGAGCUAACGGAUUGGAAACGCCGACAGCAAAUUGCCUGCAUAGGAGGUCCGCACAACACUUGUCUCGACCAACUGCAGAACUGGUUUACAUUGUUCGCAGAGAGCCUAUUUCAGGUCAGACAACAGCUGAAAAAACUGGAGGAACUGCUGCAGAAAGUGACCUACGAGGGAGAUCCAAUGCCUUUGCAAAGACCUCAUUUGGAGGAAAGUGUGAACAUUUUGAUUUACGGUUUCAUAAAAAGUUCUUUUGUGGUGGAGAGACAGCCUUGCAUGCCGACCCAUCCACAGAGAGCAAUGGUCCUAAAAACAGGAGUGCAGUUCACUGUCAAGUUAAGGUUUUUGGUGAAGUUGCCCGAACUGAAUUAUCAGCUAAAAGUGAAAGCUACAAUCGACAAAGAAAGUUUAACAGCAAGAGGAUAUCGCAAAUUUAAUAUAUUAGGCACUAACACCAAAGUAAUGAACAUGGAAGAAUCAGUCAAUGGGAGUCUCUCGGUAGAAUUCAGACACUUGCAACUUAAAGAACAGAAAUCAUCAGCGGGAACUAAAGGAAAUGAGGGUCCUCUCAUUGUCACGGAGGAGCUGCAUUCAAUAAAUUUUGAAACACAGUUUUGUCAUCAAGAUCUUAUCAUAGAUUUAGAGACCAGUUCUUUGCCUGUGGUGGUCAUCUCAAAUGUAAGUCAGCUGCCCAGUGGCUGGGCCUCCGUUAUAUGGUACAACAUGUUAAUGAAUGAUCCCAAGAACUUGACUUUGUUCACCGUCCCUCCCACUGCCACUUGGAGUCAGCUGUCAGAGGUGCUGAGUUGGCAAUUCGCUUCUUACGUGGGACGAGGUCUGAAUUCCGAUCAGCUCAACAUGUUGGCGGAGAAGCUGCUAGUGCAAUUGAAAUACAAUGAUUGCCACAUUUCAUGGAAUAAAUUCUGUAAGGAGAACCUACCAAACAGAUUCAGUUUCUGGUUGUGGUUGGACGGAAUCCUGGAGCUCAUCAAGAAGCACCUUUUGACUUUGUGGAUUGACGGGUAUAUUGUGGGAUUUGUGAGUAAGGAGAAGGAACGUGCGUUAUUGAAGGACAAACCAUCUGGCACUUUUUUAUUGCGGUUCAGUGAAAGCAGCAGAGACGGUGCCAUUACCUUUACCUGGGUGGAUCGAUCCGAGAAUGGAGAAAUGAAAUUUCACUCAGUGGAACCAUAUUCCAAGAGUCAGUUAUUAGCUGUUCCUUUGCCUGACAUUAUCCGUGACUACAAAGUAAUGGUGGCCGAGAAUAUUCCAGAAAACCCACUGCAGUACCUAUACCCUGAUAUACAGAAGGAUAAAGCUUUCGGGAGGCAUUACAAUAAUAAGCCGAAAGAAGUUUCUGAACCUACGGUGACACAGAAAGGCUACAUUUCCUCAAGGUUUAUCCCAUUCUCUGAAUUUCCGAAUGCGUCCACGGCUCCAGUGUCCUCAUCUGACUUACUUCCUAUGUCACCAGGUGUAUAUGCUGAACUGAAACAGCAACUAAGUCCUGCAGAAAUCGAGACUGCCGUAUGUUUUGAAGCAAUGAUUUGAAACUAAUCUCCAGAACUCUAUUCAGAAAUUCUAAUACGACAAACGCUAUAUAACCUACACAUUUUUGUUAGUGUUUAAUAUCAAGGGAAGUUAAAGAUUUUUUUUGUAAAAAAGUAUUCUGGAAUAUUAAGCAAGAAUAUGAAUUGCAGAUAUAACUAUGGUUGUAGAUAAGUAUUCCAGAUUAAUUAUGUACAGUGAGCUUUUAUUAGAUCCUAGUUAGAUGGACUACAUUGCUAAGGUUGCCUUGAGCACCACACAAGGAGAUCUAUACAUUACCAUUUGAAUACAAGCUCAGAAUGCACACCACCCAAGACUCAUUUUUAAUAUAAUGAGAGAGCAAACAGCAAUAUUGAUCACAGGGCUGAACUAUAAUAGCUUUAGGUUGCAAUAAUACUUACAGUAAUAUUGAAUCUUUCAUUUAGUCAUUUGUGACAAGGUCAUCAGCCGUUACAAAUGAUGUGAUCACUUGAUCGUGAAGGGAACGUAGAAAUGAAAUUAGAAAUGUUGUUCUGAGCUGUUAACUACACCCAAAUUAAAAUAUUAACAGAAUCUAUUCUUUAAAAGAACAUUUGAGGUUUGUGUUAAUGAUCUGCUCAUACUUGCCAAGUUUGAUUGAAAGCCUUUCUUCUGGGUAACAUUUGGCAGAUUUGCAGUAGAAUAGUUCAGGAAUCUUGAAAGAGAUGAUGCAACAGUAUUUUCCCCAUUGUAUUUUUAAUCAGUAUCAGUUAUUCUUGUACCUGUUUUUUUGAGAGUUAUAUUUUUAUUGGCAUCAAUUUUUAAUUUAUUGUAUUUGUAAAAUGGAACUGUCUUAACAAAACACAUAAAUAAGUAAAAUCAUUUGAAAUGUGCAGGUCACUUUCAAUUUAAGAUCAAAGCAGAGUUUCUGAAAUAAUACACAUCAAUUGGGCUAUGAAUAUGGGGCUCCACUCACCUCUAUUAAUAUUUCAUAAGAUAGAGUAUACCGUAUUUGUUUUUAUUCUUUUUUAAUUAAAUGUUAGCAAAUCUGUUUGAAGAUAUAGAUUUUUCGUACAUUGUUUGUGUUUUGUAACGAACGGUUUAAGAAUUUAUAGAUUAGAAUUUGCCAUUCGGUAAGUUUAAAGUCACCACAUGUCUUUUCAUUUUAGUCUGUUAUGUUUUUAUAUAUUUUUCACAAAUUCCUCUAAAUAGCAGUAAUGUUAUCCUAAUCCGUUUGCACUUUCAGAAUUCCCCCCAUCCCCCACCCUCUUCUUAAAUGUUUACCAUUCAUUGUUAUUAUGACAAAUACAUUUGCAUUUCUGUGAUGGUAUAUAAUUGUAAAAAAUAUAUAUUUGUUCAUGAAUUGUAGAUGUUGAAUCAAUUAUAUUUUCUUUU